Messenger RNA from Cucumis melo (muskmelon), 1029 nucleotides. Its product is annotated as actin-depolymerizing factor 1-like. The record is from RefSeq and is a predicted model, not a curated record. The transcript is spliced from 3 exons. Gene Ontology annotation, biological process: actin filament depolymerization. NCBI's taxonomy places the organism in Eukaryota, Viridiplantae, Streptophyta, Magnoliopsida, Cucurbitales, Cucurbitaceae. Gene Ontology annotation, cellular component: actin cytoskeleton; cytoplasm. Bases 243 to 662 code for a protein of 139 amino acids. Gene Ontology annotation, molecular function: actin filament binding.
UGGCUUUUUCUUUAAGCCGACUUCAACAAAAAGAAGGAACUUCAUCAUCGUUUUCAAUAGUGAUUUUCACCAGCACGACACGCUCUUCUUCUCUGCUAUUUGAAUCACUGGCACCGUAAUUAACACUCUCAACCACCCAAUAUAACCUUCUUCCUCCUCCAUUCGUUCAUUUCUCAUUGCCGGACUAACACUUCCGAUUUCUCUGUUUUUUGAGUUCUUCCGCUACCAUCCAAGAAGAAAACAUGGCCAAUGCAGCAUCAGGAAUGGCUGUGAACGAUGAAUGUAAGUUAAAGUUUUUGGAGCUCAAGUCGAAAAGAACCCAUCGUUUCAUUGUCUUUAAGAUCGAGGAGAAGCUGAAGCAAGUUGUUGUGGAGAAACUCGGUGGGCCUAGCCAGAGUUAUGAAGAUUUUGCUGCUAGUCUCCCUGCCAACGAGUGUCGUUAUGCUGUCUAUGAUUUCGACUUUGUGACUGAAGAAAAUUGCCAAAAAAGCAGAAUCUUCUUCAUUGCCUGGUGUCCUGAUGAUUCAAAGGUCAGAAGCAAGAUGAUAUAUGCAAGCUCCAAGGACAGAUUCAAGAGAGAGCUCGAUGGAAUACAAGUAGAGCUGCAAGCAACUGAUCCAACUGAGAUGGGUCUUGAUGUCAUUCGAAGCCGUGCCAACUGAACACGAAACACAAGACUUUGGAAAUAAAUUGAAACAGUUAAAGUUUUGUGAGAUGGAGGCUUAGAUUUCACUGAAAAUCUUCUGUUCUACUUGAACAAGUAUGCAGCUGUGUGUCAUCUACUUUCUCAUGGUAUUUCUUUUAACUUGUUAUGCAACUCUUUUGUCUUGAGUGACCAUCUGGAAUCUGAUUAUUACCUAUAAAAGCUAAUAUUAUGUAGCUUGAGGGGUUAGUUGAAACCUUAUGCUAAUUUCUAUUUUGUUCUCUUUUUCUUUUUUUCAGCUUUACUUUGAAUUUAUGGCUUUUGAAGUGAUGAUGUAUUUAAUAACAUACAUUCUUUCUUCUUUAACCCAAACAUUAUCCUCUCUA